This is a messenger RNA of Paramecium sonneborni, 135 nucleotides long. Lineage: Eukaryota; Ciliophora; Oligohymenophorea; Peniculida; Parameciidae. The record is from the annotation of a GenBank genome assembly.
AUGAUGUGGAUUGAUGCAAUUAGAUAACGAAAGUAAGCAAUAUUAUUAUUUUUGAAUAGAGAUGGAUAAGAUAUAGCUAAUGAAUAUAUAAGACAUAAAUUAAGAUAGAAGAUGUCAAACAAUGAAUAGGUAUGA